Molecule: messenger RNA, 1518 nt
Organism: Ziziphus jujuba (common jujube)
Lineage: Eukaryota; Viridiplantae; Streptophyta; Magnoliopsida; Rosales; Rhamnaceae
Product: xyloglucan endotransglucosylase protein 1
Exons: 3
Coding region: 345-1280 (311 amino acids)
Biological process (GO): xyloglucan metabolic process; cell wall biogenesis
Cellular component (GO): apoplast; cell wall
Molecular function (GO): hydrolase activity, hydrolyzing O-glycosyl compounds; xyloglucan:xyloglucosyl transferase activity
Source: RefSeq, a predicted model, not a curated record
UCCCCUGUUUGAUAGUGUUACAAAAAGCCACCGAAUGCGGUGCCAAAGCUACUCAAAUAACCAUAUGAUCCCAAACCAUACGCACGCUUCCCAAAACCAAAAAAAAAAGAUAAAUAAAAAAUCACCAAAAUAAUUUCCACCCCCUUGCCAGCUCAAACCUCUCUGUUUACAUUUGUGUCGCGAAAUGGGUUUGGAGUGUGUUUUCAUUCCACGCGUCAUUCUUUCUUUACUCUCCCAAAUCCCAACAUUACUUUAUAUUAAAGCCAAUUUUUCACCCAUAUAAAUGCCUCAAAACGUUUCACUCUCUCCUUCACACUUAUCAGCAACACGUAACGCACAAAAACAUGGCAAGUUCGUCCUACACCUCAUCACAGAGUAGUAGUUGUAGUGGUGAUGUUGCAAAGACUGUAAUUUUAGUGUUUGUGGUUGUGGGUUGUUUGGUAACGAGUGUGUCAUCGUCUGGUAAUUUCUUUGAGCAUUUUAACUUGACGUGGGGUGACAAUCGUGCCAAAAUACUCGAUGGAGGUAAACUUCUCUCUCUCUCUCUUGACCAAACCUCGGGCUCUGGUUUUCAGUCCAAGGCAGAGUAUCUCUUUGGUAGAAUCGACAUGCAGCUCAAGCUUGUUCCCGGUAACUCUGCCGGAACCGUCACCGCUUACUAUUUAUCUUCAGAAGGACCAAAUCAUGACGAAAUUGAUUUUGAGUUCUUGGGGAACCUCAGUGGGGACCCUUAUACAGUACACACCAAUGUGUAUACACAAGGAAAUGGAGGAAGAGAGCAACAAUUCCACCUUUGGUUCGACCCCACCAAGAAUUUCCACACCUAUUCCAUCGUUUGGAACUCCCAGCGAAUCAUAUUCUUAGUGGAUAGCAUACCCAUUAGAGUGUUCAACAAUGAGGAAGCAAUAGGAGUUCCGUUUCCUAAGAACCAGCCAAUGAGGCUCUACUCGAGCCUGUGGAAUGCAGAUCCGUGGGCAACCAGAGGUGGAUUAGUGAAAACAGAUUGGUCCAAAGCUCCAUUUACGGCAUACUACAGAAACUUCAAUGCAAACACUUGCGUGAGGGCUAGAGGUUCAUCAUCAUCAUCAUCAUCAUCAUCUUGUGCUUCGGUUUCCACGGAUGUUAGGAUGGACCAGAGUUGGCAAACGCAGGGUGUGGAUGCGAAUAGCAGGAGAAGACUGAGAUGGGUGCAGAAAUAUUUCAUGAUUUAUAAUUAUUGUGCUGAUUUGAAGAGGUUCCCGGAGGGUCGUCCCAAGGAAUGCAGGCGUUCGAGGUUCUGACUUCUGAGGUGAUCAUUUUGUAAGUAUGGAUUUAUAUAAUGUGAUGUUCGAGAUGGAAUUGUGUUUGUGAAAAGAAAAAGAAAAUUUAAAAAUUAAGAAGUGUGAGCGAUGUCGUCUGUGUGUUUUGUUUGGUUGGUUGUAUAGCAUGGCAAAGCGACGUUUUGUGAUACUUGGAACCCGGAUUGUCCAACAUCUGGCAUGUCAAAACGAAAUACUCUAUAAAAAUGUUUUUUUUUUU